AUGAAGAAGGAGCAGUUGCUGCGCGUUUCGUGUCAAGAAAAUGUGUACGUUGGUCAGCCAUUCAAAAUUUUGGUCGAUUUCGAUUUCACACAUGCCACACGGAUCACAUGCUUGACUGGUAUCUUCGAGGGUAGAUUCCGGACAGCUUUUGCGAAUCAGGUGGAAUAUCAACAAAUCAUUGCUUUUCGAAUCGAGUUCGAUGCCUUGCUGCGCCAAUGGUACACACGGCAAGGCAAAAUAACCGCGCCGGCAGGCCAUCAUCGAGCGGAAUCACGAAUUGUUAUCAGAGAACACUGCCCAGGAACCUAUUUCGGGAAGAAUGGUUGUAUCGAAUAUGUGGUCGUCGUGAAGAUGCGCGUGGCUGGUCGUAUUGGUAGCUCAGAGCUAACGCAAAUGUGUCCGGUAAAUGUGGUACCAUUGGUGAAUCUGGCGCAUUAUAUGCCUUUCCGCAUGCCGGUUUACAUCGAGAAAUGCUUCCACAAAAAACUGUUUUGUUUCAACAAAUGCUCCGUCAAUAUUCAGCUCGAGCUACGUAGAGCUGCAUUUGUUCGGGGUAUGCAAAUUCGAGAAUCCUCUUAA
This is a messenger RNA of Gongylonema pulchrum, 579 nucleotides long. The record is from the annotation of a GenBank genome assembly. NCBI's taxonomy places the organism in Eukaryota, Metazoa, Nematoda, Chromadorea, Rhabditida, Gongylonematidae.